Messenger RNA from Patiria miniata (bat star), 2285 nucleotides. RefSeq lists its product as uncharacterized. The coding region runs from base 223 to 1044 and encodes 273 amino acids. Gene Ontology annotation, molecular function: zinc ion binding; nucleic acid binding; protein binding. NCBI's taxonomy places the organism in Eukaryota, Metazoa, Echinodermata, Asteroidea, Valvatida, Asterinidae. The transcript has 6 exons. The record is from RefSeq and is a predicted model, not a curated record.
GAUCAGCGUAGCAAGAGAGGGCGCUGUUUUCAUUUACAAGUCAGCUGUUAACACGUGUAUGCGCGCUUCAUGCAUGCAUGACGCACGAAGUAUAACAAGUUGACACUUGACACUGACAGAGUCUGAAUCGGUUGGUCUUUUCAUUACUUCUGAGAUCGGCCAGGCCUCCCCUCUCCCAAACAGACGGAUCUGAUGAUUCUGAUUUUCCCGUGAUUUGUCACGAUGGAUUCAAGCAAUGCCAAAACACCAACGAGACGAUGGAUCGGACGUGGGCGAGGCGUCCUUGGUUUGUCUUCUCAGCAGAUGACGCAGAAAGAGACGAGACCUGGCCAUGUACAACAGGAAAGACUAAAUAAUGCAUCAUCUGUAAGCCAGAAUGCCAGAUCAUCAGGUCCGUCUAGAUUCCAAGAUGGGCACAAACAGCAAAUGGUCCGUCCACCAGCCAACCGGCAGCCAGCAGCAGAGGGAGACAGAAGAUCGCAGAAUUGCAGCAGUGACAUAAGGAAUGGGGGGAACAACGGCCGUAACACGGCAGCAAGACUACCGAUGCAAAACGGCAUGGCUGGUGACAAUAACAGCAGAGCCAAGACGUUACUUGCCAAGUACAGCUAUAAGGCUAACCCAGAAAGCCCCCUGGGUUUCUCGGAACUCAACAUCCGACAGGGCCAGAAGCUGACUCUAGUAGAGAAACACCCAACAAACGAACACUGGUGGAAAGUCCGGGAUGAGACGGGAGCCGUGGGUUACGUUCCUGCCAAUUACAUGAAGAUUGAAGAAGCCAAACCAAGCAUCUUGCCAUGGCUCGCUGAUAAAGUUGAAGAAGCAGAAGUUCCCACAGAGAAACCUGUUUUUAAACCCUACGUCUCGGCCUACAACAAGCAGACAGAGAACCCCGAACAGAGCAAAGAGCAAGAAAAGAACGAUUACUACUGCAGCAUUUGCGAUAAGAAGUUGAACGGGCCGAAGCCAUAUGGAGCUCACAUGACUAGCAAGGCGCACAAGGAAGAGGUCGAGAUGGCGCGAGAAAGAGGAGACGAUGUCUGAGAAUGUGUUAGAAGAGGAAGAAGGAGGUUUGAUGGGAAGGCCUGGGACACAUUGUACGGUACACAAAUAUUCCGAGAAGGACUUCUGCUUAUUUAUAAGACGGUACCCACGUGGGAUAUGGCCGCAUUGAUUUUGACUGAUUAAAUCGCUUAUCGCUACUGUACUAUCCAGAGCGCUGAUGAUCAUUGAUCCCUUUUAUAAAACUUGUGAGGGAAACACGGGCGUUGCAAUGCAUAGUGGGCAGGUUGCUUGCCAUAAACAUUGUACUUGUACUUGCAUUUUGUGCGAACUGACCAUGCGCACACUGAAGCGCUGACUUGUUAUGCUACAAAAUGUACCAAAAGAGAGUGCAUAGAAAUAAGGUCACCAGUGCUCUAUAAGCCAGCCUCAGGUCGACCUUGCGACGACACAGAUCAGUCGGCGACUGACUUUUCAGGAUCAAGCUGCGUCUGAGCUACGACCGUCGGGAACAACUCAGUCGCCAAUUUUGCGCGACCCGAGUGUAACUGCGACGAUAUUAAAAUGAUCAGCAUCAGUUGGCGCUCACAAAAAAAUCACCAGUCGUAAGAGUAAAAAAAAUCCAAUUUCUGCGCAUGUUCCGCGACCAUCACACAACUUCUCAGUUUUGUGACCUGGGCAUAAUUUGUGUACUUGAUGCCGACGAUUCCGUCGACGCGCAAGAAAAUCGAGGGUCGGCCUGAGGCUGGCUAUAGACAAUCAGGGUACAUGAAGUUAUAUCACAAAGGCCCCCUUUCAAUAACGAAAGAAUUGUACCAGCUAAUAUUCAGACAAUAGCUUGGGCAGUGCUUUUGCCAUUGAAGAGGGCCUUGUGUUUGUACCAUGAUCACGUGCCCCGAUUCAUCCAGAGGCAAUGGGAGCAAGCCAAACUAGUUCUCUCUAUUUUGUAUUUUUAACUUAGAUCAUGUCUGAAUCUGAAUUGUUGUUUCCGUGGCUUCUGUUUUUGCUGUAGAUGUUCUGCAGAGAAUAACUUUUGCAGUACACAACAGUGCCCAUAUGUUAAUUCCCUACCUCCUAUUUUCGACUUUUUUAGUUUCAUGGUCAUUUUUUUUUUUUUGGUAAAUAUACUUUGUUUACUUGUCAACAUUUAUAAACAGUUAGAUUAGGAAAAAAAGACACCAUUCAUGUAUAUCAUUUAGUCUCAAAAUAAUUUAUUUGCACAUCAAAGUUUCGACAGUUACACUAGAUUUUAUACAGUGCCUGAAUAAAUCCCUGUCAUCUGA